Molecule: messenger RNA, 647 nt
Organism: Megalops cyprinoides (Indo-Pacific tarpon)
Lineage: Eukaryota; Metazoa; Chordata; Actinopteri; Elopiformes; Megalopidae
Product: beta-crystallin A1-like
Exons: 5
Coding region: 1-591 (196 amino acids)
Biological process (GO): lens development in camera-type eye; visual perception
Molecular function (GO): structural constituent of eye lens
Source: RefSeq, a predicted model, not a curated record
AUGGCUAUGACAAACCCUAUGCCGAUGGGACCGUGGAAGAUCACAGUCUACGAUCAGGAGUACUUCCAGGGGAGGCGCAUGGAGUUCACCAACAGCUGUCAGAACAUCAUGGAGUGCGGCAUGGACAACAUCCGCUCCGUAAAGGUGGAGUGUGGGGCCUGGGUGGGCUAUGAGCACUCCAGCUUCUGCGGGCAGCAGUUCGUCCUGGAGAGGGGAGACUACCCCCGCUGGGAGGCAUGGAGUGGCAGCAACGCCUACCACAUUGAAAGGAUGAUGUCAUUCCGGCCCAUCUGCUCUGCUAGCCACAAGGAGAGCAAGAUGGUGCUGUUCGAGGGGGAGAACUUCACGGGUCGCCAGUGGGAGAUCUGCGAUGACUACCCUUCCCUGCAGGCCAUGGGCUGGUGCAACAAUGAGAUUGGUUCCAUGCAGAUCCAGAGCGGAGCCUGGGUGUGCUAUCAGUUCCCUGGGUACCGUGGCUACCAGUACAUCAUGGAGUGUGACUGCCAUGGUGGCGAGUACAAACACUACAGGGAGUGGGGCACCCACGCCCAGACUUUCCAGAUCCAGUCCAUCCGCCGGAUCCAGCACUGAGUGCCACGCCCUCCUCUCCCCCCAGCUCUCCUUCUUCCUCCUCCUCCUCCUCCAUC